This is a messenger RNA of Cylas formicarius (sweet potato weevil), 1122 nucleotides long. RefSeq names its product polygalacturonase-like. Gene Ontology annotation, biological process: pectin catabolic process. The record is from RefSeq and is a predicted model, not a curated record. Gene Ontology annotation, cellular component: extracellular region. Gene Ontology annotation, molecular function: polygalacturonase activity. The transcript is spliced from 5 exons. Lineage: Eukaryota; Metazoa; Arthropoda; Insecta; Coleoptera; Brentidae. The coding region runs from base 1 to 1122 and encodes 373 amino acids.
AUGAAACGAUUAGGAAUAGUUUGGGUAUUGGCCGCGUUAGUGGAGUUAAGUUGCCAAACUGCUCUCAGCGCCGACGAUUGCACCAUCACCGAAUUUUCGCAAGUACAAUCGGUAACCGAGAACUGCAAAGACAUUGUCAUUCAAGAUUUGCAUGUACCUGGAGGACAAACUUUAAACCUCCUUCUCAGCAAGGAAACUACCGUUGUGGUAAAAGGUAACAUCACCUUCGGUUAUUUCGUAUGGAACGGGCCGUUGGUGCAAAUCAACGGCACCAACUUCACCAUAAGAGGCGAACCAGGGCACGUUUGGGACGGUCAAGGUCAGUCGUACUGGGAUGGCCAGGGAGAAUGGGGAAGCACAAAGCCGCUACUUUUCAACGUCAUGGCCGACGGUGUGUCUCUGUUCGAAGAUUUUAACGUUUUGAACACUCCGAGACACACUUUGAUUUUGAGCGACUCAGAUCGAGUCACAUUUAGCAAUUGGUUGAUCGACGAUUCUGCCGGUGACGAGAACGUGGCACCACCAAAUCGAUUCGCCCACAACACAGAUGGGUUUGCCUUAUGGAACUCGACCAAUAUAGUGGUAAAGGAUUCGAAAGUACUCAAUCAAGACGAUUGCGUCGCAAUCCGUUGUGGCUCGAACUAUGUAGUGGACAACGUGCAUUGUGUCGGAAGUCACGGCCUCAGCAUAUCGGUGGGUUUUAGCAACGACUCUGUUAAACUUAAUACCUUGACCAACGUGGUGAUUAGCAACAGCGUCCUCGAGUUUGGUGAAAACGGUAUUCACGUUAAAACCCACGUGGACGGCGGAGAAGGACUGAUCAACAACGUCACGUACGAGAAUAUAAGAUUAUCAGGCCCGAUAAACUACGGAAUCAAUAUUCAACAAAACUACAGGAAUCUGCCUGCCAAUACACCGAUGGACCCCACUCCCAAGGGAAAUAUUCCAAUCACAAACUUGCGCCUUUUGAAUGUUGUCGGGAGCGUAGAUGACAGCGCAGUUCCCGUUUACAUCAAUUGCGCAGAGGGUGCGUGCAGUGAUUGGGUAUUCGACAAUGUUUCCGUUUCCGGUUCGAAAGUGAACGACUGUAAUUUUAGUCCCGAAGGAUUUGAGUGUGAUUAA